Messenger RNA from Dryobates pubescens (Downy woodpecker), 1422 nucleotides. It is a transcript of the gene SLC51A, whose product is annotated as solute carrier family 51 subunit alpha. Lineage: Eukaryota; Metazoa; Chordata; Aves; Piciformes; Picidae. Gene Ontology annotation, biological process: bile acid and bile salt transport. Gene Ontology annotation, cellular component: endoplasmic reticulum membrane; plasma membrane. Bases 210 to 1229 code for a protein of 339 amino acids. Gene Ontology annotation, molecular function: transporter activity. The transcript has 9 exons. The record is from RefSeq and is a predicted model, not a curated record.
CCUCUCCCAGCACCUCGGGUCGAUAACCUGGUGGGCAAGGCAGCGGCGGGAAAGGGAGGGGAGCGCUGGAGGCUGCUGGUUAAACUGGAACGAGGCGCGGCGGCCUCCUUGCAGUCCCUGCCCUGGGGACUCUGACCCCGUGGGCCGGCGAGGGGAGUGCUGAGCAGCCCUGCAGCCGCUGGGACAGAGCUGGGGAGAAGCAGAGCAGGAUGGAUCCCACCAUAGAGUUGGCAGAGGACCCCAGGUUCUCCCGCCCGUUGGUGGAGAUGCUGAUCAGGAACUUCAGCGUGCCCGCAGCCUGCUUCUCCCUGCCGCCAACCUCCUGGCAGCUGCUGCACCAGCUGGACCUGGCACAACUAGCCAUCCUGGGCCUUGCCACUAUCAUGACACUGCUGUCAGUCGUGAUCUACGUGGAAGAGGCUUUCUAUCUCACCCGCAAGAUCCGCUGCCCCAUCAAGAUGAAGACCCUCUGCUGGACUAGCUCAGCCCCUGCAGUUGUGUCUGUGGUCAGCUGCUUUGGGCUGUGGAUCCCACGCUCCAUGAUGGUGGUGGAGAUGGCUACCACAGCGUACUUUGCUGUCUGCUUCUACCUCAUGAUGCUGGUCAUGGUGGAGGGCUUUGGGGGAAAGGAGGCAGUGCUCAGCACCCUGAAGGACGUGCCCAUGGUGAUCAGCACUGGCCCCUGCUGCUGCUGCUGCCCCUGCCUGCCCCCAAUCACUAUGAGCAGGAGGAAACUUCGACUGAUGAUGCUGGGGACACUCCAGUACCCCUUCUUCAGGGCGGUUGCCGUCUUCCUAGGGCUGGUCCUGGCUGCUGAUGGGAACUACAAUCCUGCUGAUAUCUCAGCAGAAAGCGUGGCCCUCUGGAUCAACACUCUGGUUGGUGCUUCCACCCUCUUUGGGCUGUGGGCUCUGGCCAUCCUCUUCCGGCAGGCCCGGCUGCACCUGAGCGAGCAGAACAUCAGUGCCAAGUUCUUCUGCUUCCAGAUCCUCCUCAUCCUGACCGCACUGCAGCCUGCCAUCUUCAGCAUCCUGGCCAACAAUGGCAACAUAGCCUGCUCACCACCCUUCUCCUCCAAGGCCAGGUCACAACAGAUGAACAUGCAGCUGUUGAUCCCACAAACCUUCAUCUUGGUAGUGGUGACGCGGAUAUACUACCGCAAGCAAGAUGAUAAGCCAGGCUACCAGCCUGUCAGCUUCGUGUCCACAGACACUGAUGGCAAGGUGUGAGCAAUUGGGGAGCCAAGGAGCAGAGUGAGGUGAGGGCCUGGUCAACUAUCUCCUUCCCUGGCCCUGGGGAGCUGCCAGCAGCAGAGCAGGCAGAGGGGGAAAGAGCAUCUUGGUGGGGGGUGAAACGGUCUGAAACCUGAAAGCCACAAGUCAAAGCGAUUUGUGAAGCCACCCCCAGGCCAGGGGGCUCUUA